AUGGCAGCGUUUGUUUACAGCCCAGACUUUUCGAAAACUUUAUCGAGCCUGGCAAAUUUCACUUUCAGCGAAAGACAAAACAAUACUGACUUUUUAGAUGGAAAUAUUGUAUUUUGCUGAGCAUUUAAUUUACUUUUUCAAUUUUAGCUGAUAUCAGAUCCGGGACUGCUCUGAAAGUACAGUCAAAACCCUCUACAAAGGUUAUGCGUCUAGAACGUCCACGUUUUUGGACUUACAGUCCAUAACCUCCUCCGGCAUCUAGUUUUCUACCAUGUCUUUUCAAGUAUUAGUCCAUGAGUUCAGGAAUUAUGAUCUAAUUACUCUGAAAAUGUGGUUGCCUUUUCUGUUGAUGUACAUGUAGAUUGUGUUAGGUACUUUAAAAUAUGUAAUACAAAGCAUUUUUAAAACUAAAAUUGUUACACUCUCCCUUUACGGCACUAAAAAUAGAGUUCUAUUUCAUCCCUACCUCCCCAGAACGGUCGCCUGUUUAAUUAAUUGUCAUUAUUAUUCCUUGCUGUUCUUUUCAGAGAAAAUGUUCUUAUUAUCGUAGUACACUGUGUUGCAGUGUAUUUACCCUGAUGAAGAUCACAAUAAACUUAUUUCUACCUUAUUUUUGUUCUUGUUCCCUUUAGCUAUCAAAACGGUUUUGAAGGCCGCUUAUCACCAGGCUUCACACUCUUAGAAUUCUAAUCCAAUAAGACACCCUGUUGAAGUCGCUACAUGGCGAUAUUGUUUUCCCUGUUAAGAACUCAAGUCUCUGAAAAUCAUGCUUUCAGCGGCACACCCGUAUAGGCCCAAGAAAGUACUCCUCGUCGGGUGUUGGCCCCAGUUUUUUUAAGUUGAAUAGCGCUAUCCGCGGAUAGAUUUCUCUUCGGUGGGUUGGUGUGUGGGAAAACAACUAAGUUUACCUAGUGGUCUGGAUAACAGAUAUUUUGCUGAAUACUCAAAAUAAUGACACAUUCUAAUGGUCAGUUCAGCGAUUUUGCUUUUAUCAUUUGCAUGAUCUGUUUAUGAUAUAUUCAUAAAACCUAAAUGUGUUGUUAAAACUGCCAACCGAAUAGACCGGCAGCAAAUGAACUAUACCUGUUUCUGUCGCAAGAAAUGUGGCCUUUCAUGAGAAAAAAAAAUAUUGUUUUGUGAACUGACUUUCGCAGUUGCCAUUCGAUUUGAUUAAAAGUAGGAAAAUUUCUCAAUUCAUUAAGAUUGAAAGAGUGUGAUAACAAGACGUGAAUUUCUUAACAUUUUUAUUCAUGCUAUACACGUAUUUAAGGACCCUAAAGACCCACUUCCGUCCCUAAAGUUGAUGUAUGGGACGAUAUUAGUUCCGUUUCUUGGAAUUUUCCUUUUAUUAAUUGAAUGAUGUGUCAUGAUAUAGUUUUCAAACGACCUUUGUUUGUCAGUGUUAAAACCGCCAGCUCAGUGAAUAAUAUUCUUAAAAAAACACAGAGAGCCAUGAGCAAUACCAGUUUCCUUUUGUUCUUUUAACUACACAGUCAGCGAAUCCAAGGUGUUCUCGCUCACGCAGUAAGAUUAAAGAAAUUCGACAAUAUGUGUUAUAUGUGUUGGGCCCAGAUCGAUCAUUCAGGGUGAAGAUGCGUGAACUGAUCCAGAUUUUUCUCAUAGUUUGCAUUACAUUUUCUUGUAACCUUUUUAGAAAUAUAUUUUUAUCAGCCAUAAUUACAUAGUCAAUAAAACGGCAAUAAGGAAAAUGAGGGGUGCUCAAAUUGUGUUCCUGUAAAAUAUCGGCAUUCUUUCACCAUAACAUGUACAUGUAUGAAGUUUGAUUGACGUCAAGGAUUUUAAAAAAAUUCCAUAAAAAGACUCGCUGCGAGUUGAAAGGUAACUUAAAACUGUUGACUUAACCUUCAUUUGGCUAGUGCCAACUAGUCAAGCUCGGUCGUUGUUUCAUAUUAGUGAAAGAAACAGCUCCACAAGAAGAAGUGUUUAAAGAUGCUGCUAGCAACUUUUUUUAUCUUUUGUGCCUGUUGGCUUCACGUUCGAGCAGAAAUAGUGUCAACUAAGUAUGGAGAUAUCGAUGGUCUCGUGACUGCGUAUCCGAAUGCCUCUGGUCCCUUCAAAUCGAUCAGCAAAUUUCUUGGCGUUCCUUUCGCCGCUCCACCAACUGGAGAGCUAAGGUUUAAAGCCCCACAACCGCCAAAAGAGUGGAAACCAAAGGUUUAUUCGGCUAAAACCCAUGGGAGCGUCUGCUUACAGCCCAAACUUUUCGAAAACUUAAUCGAGGCUUUUACUUCAAAUUUCACUUACAGCGAGGAUUGCUUAUAUCUUGAUAUCUACAGCCCGAACAUCAGCCUCAGUUUGCCAGUGAUGGUUUACAUUCACGGUGGAAGUUACCUUAUGGGAACAGCGAUCAUUUUUCCUAGCGAUAUCCUGGCUCUCCAGGGGGUGGUGGUGGUCAUAAUCCAGUAUCGUCUAGGUCCCUUUGGUUUCUUGACGACCGGUGACUCAGCGGCGCCUGGUAACUAUGGAAUGUUGGAUCAAGUGGAAGCACUGAAGUGGGUCAAAGAAAACAUUCAGAACUUUGGCGGGAAUCCCAGCAAAGUGACCAUAUUUGGAGAGAGCGCUGGAGGAUCCAGCGUGGGGCUCCAUCUUCUAUCGCCUCUAUCUCGAGAUCUCUUUCAUCAAGCCAUUCCAGAGAGCGGUGUUGAUUUAAGUCCCUUUGCGAUUCAGCCAACGUCUUUUGGUCUCCGUUUCACUAAAGAGCUUGCACAAAAACUGAAUUGUGGUUCCAGUGACCAUUCUGCAAUGGUUUCUUGUAUGCGCGGAAAAGCAGCGUCAGACAUGCAAAGAGCCGCAGAGUCAAUCAAAUUUGGUUUCGUUAAUUAUAUUUACUGGGCACCAGUCGUAGAUAAAAACUUUCUUCAUGAUACACCCCAGGUUUUGAGGAAAAAAGGAGAAUUCAAGCCAUUGCCGCUUAUCAUCACCUUCACUAGUAACGAGGGGGCGACUUUUCUUGGAGACAUGGUCAACAAUUCUUUUGGGCUGAUGGAGAGCGUUGACAAUGGAGUCAGUCCGACCUUGUUUAAAUCAUUUCUUACUAAGUUCGCUCAAGUUCAAAACAGUAGGUAAGAUCAGUAGAAAUUAAAUAUUUUCUCAGUAGUUUCAAUGCAGCAGAACCCCGUUAACUCCAACUUCCCGCCAACUCUGACUAAAUUCAAUUUCCCUUGGAUUUCAACACGCUUUUCUGUCAUUUUUACUCGGUUAACUCCAACUCGGAAAACUCGUAUUCCCCGCUAACUCGAACUAAAACACCUUUUCGCCUCCCCUGAUAAAAAAAGUCUCGGAAAUGUACCCCGAUAACUCGAAUUCUGGUUCUUUUAACUACUAAACUAAUCUAUAAACUAACUAAUCCCAUUCGCUCUUCUUGUUGUAUGAGGGCGUGAAACACUAAAACUGACAUUAGUCACUGUUAAAGGCAAUUUCAUUUUAAUUGGUGAAACAUACAGAUCACGUUUUAUCAUAAAAGUGCCUAAUCAUGUUACCGUGUCUGAUGAAAUAAGUAAACUUGUACUGCACCAUACACUGAAAUGAAUUUUUCAAUCGACCCCGGUAAAUCCCGGUGUGACCACUCGAACUGUUCGGUAAUCGAAUUUAAUCGAACGAUUGGGUUCGAUUAAGUUCGGUAAUCGAACACAAGCGAACCACGAGAGUUCGAUUAAGUUCGAUUUUUGAACUUAAUCGAAGCAAUCGAACUUAAUCAAGCGUUCUAAACCAACACUCAAAAUAGACAAGAACAAAGCGAUAAAACAACCAAAUCAACUGAGAUCGUGAGGAAUAAAUGUUCCGGGUUUAUUGAAUUCGCGUGAUCGGUUUGUUUUACUGUAGCGCUGCUUUCACGUGGCAGACACAAACGUGGCGGAAGUCUGAACGUGCCGGUGCGUCUGGCUGCGGCGUUACAUACAAGGGACGUUGUAAAGUUAAAAAACUCUUUAAUGAAGCAUAUCAUUCACUCUGUGAUUGAGGAGGUCGAUUAAAGGAUAAAGUUGUAAUAUGGCUAUGUAGUCUUAUUGUUCCGGGUUGUUCUUGUAUAUAUUAUCGCUCCAAAAAUUAAACUACACCGUACACCGAUCCGCUACAACGUAACCACUACCGGAAUAUACUCAGUCAUAGUUUAUUAUGUACCCUGUUUAGGACAGAAAGGUCAAGAACCUCACCCUGUCCAGCGGCACAUUCCCUUAUAGGUCAUAUAACCUAAGCAAGUAACCUCCCGGGGACAUAACAGGCCACCAACCAUGUUGCAUUAACAUUUAUCAACAGAGAGUAAUAGUGACUGCUGUUUCUCUCUGGAAACCAUCCUCCGAUUAACUCAAGCGUUUAUCGGUAUCAAAUUAACUUUGGUGAAAUUCACAUAUCCCCAGGGCUAGACAGGGCGUUUCCCUCUGUGUCUCAUUAUUCCCUUUUUGCAUUUAUUUAUUCAUUUGCUUGUGUUUUAUUUGCGCGCAGUAUUUUACUUUUCCCUUCAAAAUAAAACUAGUGAGGCAAGUUCCUCGGAUUGCUUCACCCUGGGCACGGCUCUGGUCUGUGGAAUAAUUGUUAAAUAUCCGUCACUUUUUUUUAGGAAGAAGAAUGCUGAUCUUCUCGCCGAUGCCUUGGAGUUCAUGUACACCCCUUGGCCUGAUAACAGUAACACAUACGCAUUAAGAAGUGGACUUGUUGAUGUUAUUGGAGAUAACCUUUUCGUUGCCCCCAGUCACAAAGUCGCUGAUGUUCACAGUCAGGUCGCUCCUGUUUACAUGUAUGAAUUUGCUCAUCGGGGAAAGUCAAGUUUGGUGGUACGUGCAGAGUGGAUGGGUGUUGUUCAUGCUGAAAACAUUCCCUUUGAUUUCGGAGUUCCUUUCCUUCCCAAAUUUUCGCCACAUUAUAGUCCCGCUGACAGAAAUGUCAGUCUGUUUAUCAUGACCAUGUACGCAAACUUUGCCCGGUCCGGCGAUCCUUCAGUCAGCGGUGUCACGUGGGAGAAAUACAACUCGAGUCACAGAGCUUACCUUAAAGUGGACACAAGUCCCAAACUGAAGGCGUCAUUUAAUUCUCGCCGAAUGUCUUUUUGGAAUAAUUAUUAUCCUAAAUUGGAGCAGGUGAAGUUUGAUGUCAAUAAAGAGGUGGUCAGCGGUGCAAAGGAUGUUGUUACCAUGGGAACUGCUCUUCAAGUUGUAUUUGCUUUAAUAGUAUACUUGAUUUACUAAGACCUUAUUUUGUUUUUUACUCAUUGAUUCAAGUUUAUUAGAAGUGGAUAAGCCUAACAUUUUCUUUAAUGUUUAUGAGCAUAAUGUAUGUAGCCGAAUCAACUAAAAAAGAUCAGUACAGAAGAAAGGGCGAUUUCAGUUUUAGCUAAAAAGUUCAUAACUGUUAUUGAAUGAAGCUGAGAAUGAUACGAGGAAUUAUGCAGAUAGAGGAUUAAAUAAUUAUAGUGGUCAUUGAAUUAAUAGGGUACAGACUUAAAAUGAGUGUUGCUCCUGCAAUUCAGAUAACCAUACAUCGGUAGAGGAUGCCUAAGCUUCGUACAAUUCUACAAUUGUUUUGGGCUCCAUUAAAUCCUAAUUUUGCGUCUUUAAGUUCUGGCAGUCUUCCUUGUAUUUGACCGAGCAUUUAAUUUACUAUUGCAAUUUUAGCUGAUCGCACUGCUCUGAAUAAAGUACGGUCAAACCUCUCUACAAAGGUCAUGGGUUUACAUCGUCCACGUUUUCUGUUCAUAGACUCGAGUAUUCCCUCGUUUUCCUUAGAGACAGCAAAGCGAGAGAAAAGACGAUUUGAAAAAACAUCGUUCGCGAUUCUUAUUGGACGUAUCAUUUUUUUCCUUUGAUUGGGUUGAACUAAUUUGCGUAUGAAAAUUUACGACAUAGCUUUUUGGUUAGUAUUUCUCAGUAUGUAUAUCCAGCCGGAUUUAUGAAAACCGCACUGGCUGGCUCCUCGAGGCCAAACACCUUAAACCGACUCAACUAAAGUAAAUAUUCGCAAGAAACUAAGCUCUUACCCAUGGUUCUCUUAAGGUGACUCUCUUCUUGGUUCCUGAUUAGCGAAGAAACAUUCAAAGUCCAUCAAAUAGACACUCUGGACUUGGCCAUACACUCUAACUGCUUGAAGGCUCUAAAUGACAGAGGAUGCUUGAGACUUAAGCAAGUUCUAGGCAGAGAAUUCAAGGCCACAUCACUCCCGCUGACUUUCUUCCCCACCCCAGCCUAGCAGGUACUUGAGGGGAAUGCUUUCAUUGGCCAAUGGGCCUCAAACAUUACAAGAGCUUAAGGCAAACAUGACGAGUGCACUGACUCUACCACAGCAAGACUGUCGGGCAGUACCACGCUUUUGCAGCACCCCUCUAGAGAUUGACGUGGAGGCUUCUUCCCAACCCAUGCUAAGUUAGCUCAAGGACUGAGCUUGACAAUGAGACCAACCAGGGCGGCAAGGCCCCUAUGUUUAUUCUAACCGCAGUGACCAGAAACCUGGCUAUCGCCAGGUUCCUGUUCGGAUAUUCUGGCCCGUUUUGAGGUAUGUUUUCAAAAAUUCGGCUCGAUAUAAUAAAGAGUUUUAUUUCAUCCCUUCCCAUAGCGGUCGCCUGUUUAAUUAAUUCUAAUUGUUAUUUUUGACUAGAAAUGCUGCUGCUUACGCAAUAGUGAAAGAAAAAUUCAAAACUGAGAAAAGACAACCUAGUGGAAAAUAAACCAACCCGGUGACGUUUUCUCCUAGAACCCGGUAAAGAUACAGAUUCCACUGGGUCUGUUACAGAGGGGUGUUCAUAUUGUCCACCUUUCAACAACGGACACGUACCUCACAAGAGGCCACACAAAAUUUGUGAACGCUGUUCUUUUUUUAAUUUAGAGGAAACGUUCUUCUUAAUAUUAUCAUAAUACACUUUAAUAUAUACACACUCAGUUAUCUUAGUGAUCUAAACAAUCUGAUUGGUUCGCUAUCUCGGACUAUUCACCCCUAAGCGAGUGGAUAAUGUGUGACCUCGGUGUUUUUACCCUUUUUCAGAGAACGAUCUUUUAAAAGUCGACAAAAUCCUAGGGUUGACUUUCUUUAAGGUAAGAAAAGACUUGAAAGGAUUCAACACGGGGUUUUUCCAUUUACUGUAGUUGAGUUUUGUGCUCGAUGGAUUGUUUACAACUCACGUUUAUUCGCGUAGAAGAAGGCAUUUAUCAGGGGCACCCAACGAGAAUAUAGUUCAAAACCACUCAACAUAGCAUUGUUAAACGUAUUUUAGUAUUUAAACGGUAGAUUUAGGCAUAAUUUUAUCCCCUAAACAGUUUUCAGAGAUCUGUUCGGAUUUCCUAGCUGAAAGUCUAGUGAUCCGAAAAUUAUAGGGAUCAAAACUUACCUUUUCGAAAAUUUCAGCCAGAAAAAUGGCUCCCGAAAAUUCUAGGUGACCUUUUUAGGGUAAAAAUCCGUAAAAAUGGGCAAUUAUACCAUUUUUUAGCUGUUCGAAAAUCCUAGGAGAGGCAGGCAAGCAAGAAAUUUUACGACAAAUGUUCCGAAAAUUCUAGAUCUCAAAUCGUCUUCGGAACAGAUAUUUCCCGAAAAUUGACGUUGGGUGCCCCUGAUUUAUCGAAGUUUAUUUAUGACAAACAAAUCUGAAAGCAAAUGUUUGCAAAGAUUCUACGUUUCAAGCAAAUAGGAAAAAGAAUGGUACAGGAAGACGACGUCUUACCUCCCCGAGCAACCGAGCUGCCAUUUUUAUCGGCACUUCAUGCGAAGAAUGACACAACAAACCCUUUUGGCUAUAAACUUGGCGAGUCAACAGAAAACAACAAAGCUCUACUUUUCUUCUCGGGUAAGGAAACAAUUCAAACUUUUAACGGUUCCGUUUAACCCUGAUUAAGAUCAAAAUAAACUUAUUUGUAUUUUAUUUAUUUUUGUCCUUGUUCCCUUUUAUCAGCUAUCAAAAGAGUUUUGAAGGCCGCUUAUCAGUUACCUUCACACUCUUUUAAAGAAUUCUAAUCCAAUAAGACACCCUGUUGAAGUCGCUAAAUGGAGAAAUUGUUUUCCCUGUUAAGAACUCAAGACCCUGAAAACCAUGCUUUCAGCGGCUCAACCGUAUAGGCCCAAGGAAGUACUCCUCCCCGGAUGUUGGGACCAGUUUUUUUAAGUUGAAUAGCGCUAUCUGCGGAUAGAUUUCUCUUCGGUUGGUUGGUGUGUGGAAAAACAAACUGCGUUUAUGUGGUGGUCUGGAUAACACAUAUUUUGCUGAAUACUCAAACUAAUGACACAUUCUAAUGGUCAUUUCAGCGAUUUUGCUUUUAUCAAUUGCAUGAUCUGUUUAUGAUAUGUGCAUAAAACUUAUAUGUGUUGUUAAAACUGCCAACCCCAAUAAACCGGCAGCAAAUGAACAAUACCAGUUUCUGUAGAAAGAAAUGUGGUCUUUCGUGAGAAAAAAAUAUAUUGUUUUGUGAACUGACGACUUUCGCAGUUGCCAUUCGAUAUGAUUAAAAGUAGGAAAAUUCCUCAAUUCAUUGAGAUUGAAAGAGCGUGAUAACAAGACGUGAAUUUCUUAAUAUUUUUAUCCAUGCUAUACAGGUAUUUAAGGACCCUAAAGACCCACUUCCGUCACUAAAGUCGAUAUAUCGGACGAUAUAAGUUCCGUUUCUUGGAAUUUUCCUAAUAUUAAUUCCAUGAUGUGUCAUGAUAUACUUUUGAAAAGACCUUUGUUUGUCAGUAUUAAAACCGCCAGCUCAGUGAAUAAUAUCCUUAAAAAAACACAGAGAGCCAUGAACAAUACCAAUUUCCUUUUUUGCUUUAAAAUGUACAGUUAGCGAAUCCAACGUGCUCUCGCUCAUGCAGUAAGACUAAAGAAAUUCGAUAAUUUGAGUUGUAUGUGUUGGGCCCAGAUCGAUCAUUCAGAGUGAAGAUGCGUGAGCUGAUCCAGAUUUUUCUCAUAGUUUGUUAUAAAUUUUCUUGUAACCUUCUUAGAAAUAUAUUUUUAUCAGCUAGAUUACAUAGUCAGUAAAACGCCAAUAAGGAACAUGAGGUGUGCUCAAAUUGUGUUCCUGUAAAAUAUCGGCACUCUUUCACCAUCACAUGUACAUGUAUCAAGUUUGAUUGACGUCAAGGAUUUUAAAAAAAUUCCAUAAAAAGACUCGCUGCGAGUUGAAAGGUAACUUAAAACUUAAUUAAAAUCUUUAUUUGGCUAUUGUCAACAAGUCAAGCUCGGUCGUUGUUUCAUAUUAGUGAAAGAAACAGCUCUACAAGAAGAAGUGUUCAAAGAUGCUGCUAGCAACGUUUUUUAUCUUUUGUGCAUGUUGGCUUCAUGUUCGAGCAGAAAUAGUGUCAACUAAGUAUGGAGAUAUCGAAGGACUCGUGACUUCGUAUCCAAAUGCCUCUGGUCGUUUCAAAUCCGUCAGCAGAUUUCUUGGCGUUCCUUUCUCCGCUCCACCAACUGGAGAGCUAAGGUUUAAAGCGCCACAACCGCCAAAAGAGUGGAAACCAAAGGUUUAUUCGGCUAAAACCCAUGGGAGCGUCUGCUUGCAGCCCGCCAAACUUUUCGAAAACUCAAUCGAGCCUUUUACUUCAAAUUUCACUUACAGCGAGGAUUGCUUAUAUCUUGAUAUCUACAGCCCAAAUAUCAGCCUCAGUUUGCCAGUGAUGGUUUACAUUCACGGUGGAUUUUACCUUCUAGGAUCAGCAAUCACUUCUCCCAGCGAUAUCCUGGCUCUCCAGGGGGUGGUGGUGGUCAUUAUCCAGUAUCGUCUAGGUCCCUUUGGUUUCUUGACGACCGGUGAUUCGGCGGCACCUGGUAACUAUGGAAUGUUGGAUCAAGUGGAAGCACUGAAGUGGGUCAAAGAAAACAUUCAGAAUUUUGGCGGGAAUCCCAGCAAAGUGACCAUAUUUGGACAGAGCGCUGGCGGCUUCAGCGUGGGGCUCCAUCUUCUAUCGCCUCUAUCUCGUGAUCUCUUUCAUCAAGCCAUCCUAGAAAGCGGUGUAGAUUUAAGUCUCAUUGCGAUUCAGCCAACGUCUUUCGUCUUCCGUUUCACUAAAGAGCUUGCACAAAAACUGAAUUGUGGUUCCAGUGACCAUUCUGCAAUGGUUUCUUGUAUGCGCAGCAAAACAGCGUCAGACAUGCAAAGAGCCGCAGAGUCAAUCAAAUUUGGUUUCGUUGACUGGGCACCAGUCGUAGAUAAAAACUUUCUUCACGAUACACCCCAGGUUUUGAGGAAAAAAGGAGAAUUUAAGCAAGUGCCGCUUAUCAUCACCUUUACAAGUAACGAGGGGGCGACUUUUCUCGGAGACAUUGUCAACAAUUCUUAUGGGCUGAUGGAGAGCGUUGACAAUGGAGUCAGUUCGACUUUGUUCAAAUCAUUUCUUAUUAAGUUCGCACAAGUUCAAAACACCAGGUAAGAUCAGUGAAAAUUAAAUAUUUGCUCAGUAGUUUCAACGCAGCAGAACCCCGUUAACUCCAACUCGCCGCUAACUCUUAUUAAGUUCAAUUUCCCUUGGAUUUCACCUCGUCCCUCUCCUCUCAUUUUUACUCGGUUAACUCCAACUCGGAUAACUCGAAUUCCACUACCGGAAUAUACUCAGUCGUAGGUUAUUAUGUACCCUGUUUAGGACAGAACGGUCAAGAACCACACCCUGUCCAGCGGCACCACAUCCCUGUAUAGGUCAUAUAACCUAAGCAAGUAACCUGCCGGGGUCAUAACAUGCCACCAACCAUGUUGCAUUAACAUUUAUCAAGAGAGAGUAGUAACGACUGCUGUUUCUCUCUGUAGACCAUCCUCCGAUUAACUCAAACGUUUAUCGAUAUCAAAAUAACUUUGGUGAAAUUCACAUAUCCCAAGGGCUAGACAAGGUGUUUCCCUCUGUGUCUCAUUAUUCCCUUCUUGCAUUUAUUUAUUUAUUUGCUUGUGUUUUAUUUGCGCGCAGUGUUUUACUUUUCCCUUCAAAAUAAAACUAGUGAGGCAAGUGCCUCGGAUUGCUUCACACUGGGCACGGCUCUGGUCUGUGGAAUAAUUGUUAAAUAUCCGUCACUUUGUUUUAGGAAGAAGAAUGCUGAUCUUCUCGCCGAUGCCUUGGAGUUCAUGUACACCCCCUGGCCUGACAACAGCAACACAUACGCAUUAAGAAGUGGACUUGUUGAUGUUAUUGGAGAUAAAAUUUUCGCUGCCCCCAGUCACAAAGUCGCUGAUGUUCACAGUCAGGUCGCUCCUGUUUACAUGUAUGAAUUUGCUCAUCGGGCAAAGUUAAGUUUGGUGGUACGUGCAGAGUGGAUGGGCGUUGUUCAUGACGAAAACAUUCCCUUUGAUUUUGGACUUCCUUUCCUUCCCAAAUUUUCGCCACAUUAUAGUCAGGCUGACAGAAAUGUCAGUCUGUUUAUCAUGAGCAUGUAUGCAAACUUCGCCCGGUCCGGCGAUCCUUCAGUCAGCGGUGUCGCGUGGGAGAAAUACAACUCGAGUCACAGAGCUUACCUAAAAGUGGACACAAGUCCCAAACUGAAGACGUCAUUUAAUUCUCGCCGAAUGUCUUUUUGGAAUAAUUACUAUCCUAAAUUGGAGCAGGUGAAGUUCGAUGUCAAUAAAGAGGUGGUCAGCGGUGCAAAGGAUAUUGUUACCAUGGGAACUGCUCUUCAAGUUGUAUUUGCUUUAAUGUUAUACUUAAUUUACUAA
This is a messenger RNA of Porites lobata, 11609 nucleotides long. NCBI's taxonomy places the organism in Eukaryota, Metazoa, Cnidaria, Anthozoa, Scleractinia, Poritidae. The record is from the annotation of a GenBank genome assembly.